Molecule: messenger RNA, 1478 nt
Organism: Malus domestica (apple)
Lineage: Eukaryota; Viridiplantae; Streptophyta; Magnoliopsida; Rosales; Rosaceae
Product: probable methyltransferase At1g29790
Molecular function (GO): methyltransferase activity
Source: RefSeq, a predicted model, not a curated record
UCUUUGUUCUCACUCCAUCUCUUUGCUUCUUCUCUAAGUGACCUGAACAAACAAUAAACACUGAAACACCAAUGGCCUCGGAUUCCCCACUUAAAUCCAAGCCUCCAUACUCCUCAAAUAUCUUGUUCCUUUUCCUUCUCCUUUCAACAAAUCUCAUCACCUUGUUCCUCUCCUCAUCAUUUUCGUUUUGCGCCCUCAAACCUUCUACAACAACCACCGCAGCAGCCACCGCGGAUCCCGCCACUCCAACGACCGGCUCCAACCUCCCUUAUGCCUCUACGGAAGACACAUCUAACCUUCCAGCUGAAUUUCUUGCCUUUGCGUCCGGACAACUCCUCCCAUUUGGAUACAAUGCAAACUUUGACUCCAACACCAUAUAUCCUCCAGUUGGACAAGCAUGCACACUCUUCCCUGAUCUCCUCCGCCGCUUCAUGUCCUACAAGGUAAAUGGAUCGUGCCCGGAUGACGAGUUUUUAGCCCAAAGGCUCCUCCUCAAGGGCUGCGAACCCUUACCACGCCGACGCUGCCGCCCUGCCUCAAACCCUAACUACGUGGAACCCUACCCUCUUCCCAAAAGCUACUGGUCCACACCGUCCGACAACUCAGUCGUAUGGACAGCCUACAAAUGCAAAAACUACGACUGCCUCAUCAACCGAAAGAAAAACCACAAGGGCUUCGACGACUGUAUAGACUGCUUUGACCUUCAAGGAAAUGAGAAGAAUCGGUGGGCAAAAGGCAAAGGAGGAGGGCUUGAUUUCGGCGUGGAUGAGGUCUUGGGGUUCAAGAAACCCCGAACGAUACGAAUAGGGCUUGACAUCGGCGGUGGAGUGGCUACAUUCGCUGUGAGAAUGAAGGAGAGGAACAUAACAAUUUUGACAACUUCAAUGAACUUGAAUGGUCCUUUUAACAGCUUCAUUGCUUCAAGAGGGGUCGUGCCUUUGUACCUAAGCAUUUCGCAGAGGCUGCCGUUUUUCGAUAAUACGCUCGACAUUGUGCAUUCGAUGCACGUCUUGAGUAACUGGAUUCCGACGACGUUGCUUCAUUUCGCUAUGUUUGAUAUCUACAGGGUGCUUAGGCCUGGCGGGUUGUUUUGGCUUGACCAUUUUUUCUGCGUAGGUGAGCAGUUGGAGGAGGUCUAUGGACCUCUCAUUGAGAGCAUUGGGUACAAGAAGUUGAAGUGGGUUGUUGGGAAGAAGCUUGAUCGUGGACCGGAGCGUAGGGAGAUGUACCUCUCGGCGUUGCUGGAGAAGCCAUUGAAGAACUCUUGGUGAUUAAUUAGUUAACCAGAGGGGAAAUAUAAAAGCCUUAGCUGGUAUUUGUUUUUUUUCUGUUGACAUUUUUACUUUCUUUUAUUGUUAAGUUACGUAGAAGAAUAUUUGAAAGAGAAGGAGAUAUGGAAAUGGGCCGCGUGUAUGCUGUCCCCAAAAUACAUGUCUCCUUCAUGUCUUCUUGUUAAUUUUGUGACUCCUAUCUUGAAA